Molecule: messenger RNA, 867 nt
Organism: Ambispora gerdemannii
Lineage: Eukaryota; Fungi; Glomeromycota; Glomeromycetes; Archaeosporales; Ambisporaceae
Source: the annotation of a GenBank genome assembly
AUGGAAUCAGAACCAACUAAGGUUCUGUUUUCUCGUUUAAAUGCUUUCUACCCAUUAAUAAUUGGUGGGGUAAUAAUAGGAAGUCGUUUCCACCCAACAUCACAAUUCAUAGUACGCGCACUUCUUAGUUUAGUUUGCAUUCUAUUUUUUUCAGCUUACGGAAGUAUUCUCGCGGUGAUUUUCACACUUAUAGGUCGUCGAGGGGAAAUAAAUUGGGCCACGGCACGUUCGUAUGUAGCAAUAGCAGCCCCAUUGGCUGGAAUCACAUUCAAAGUAGAAAAUGAACAUUACAUGGACAAUCGUCCCGUCAUUUUUGUCUGUAAUCAUCAGGCGGCCAUAGAUGUUAUGGUACUUGGGAGAAUUUUUCCGAAAUCUUGUGUAAUUGUUGGAAAAAGAGAACUGAAAUACGUACCGUUAUUGGGUUCGUAUAUGCAUUUGACUGGCGCGAUCUUUCUUGAUCGAGGGAAUCAUGGCGACGCUGUGAGAACAUUCUCGGAUGCAGUAGAAGAUAUCAGAAAACGAAAUGUCAGUGUAUGGAUCUUUCCCGAGGGUACGCGUGGACAUUUACAAGAAGCAAAUCUUUUGCCAUUUAAAAAAGGCGCUUUUCAUUUAGCCGUGCAAGCGCAGAUUCCUAUCGUUCCGGUUGUGGUCUCAAAUUAUAGUGACAUAUAUGAUUCAAAACGGAGAAUAUUCAAAGGUGGAGAAUUGAAAAUUAAAGUUUUACCCCCAAUUCCUACAGAUGGUCUUGAUCAAGAGAACCGGAAACAUAUUGAUGAACUCGCAACUAAAACGCGACAAGUUAUGUUGGACACCUUGAGAAAAAUUACAUCACCACCACUUGGAAAUGGUCAUACUAAUCAAACAUAA